CCAUCCUGCACAAAAAAUAAAACAAAAACAAUAAAGGACUUUAAAGAAAAGACCAGACAACAAGGCGAGCAAUGCUAUCUUCUGACAAUGCCUCAUCACCACCUUUGAGAGUGAAGCAGGAUGAAUUUCAUCUUCUACACAUUCUUGGCAUACUUUUAUUUGGGAUCGCAAAUAUUCCUUCUCCAUACCCUGCUCGUCCAGCCUGCUCAUUCUCACCCGCAGCCCUGCCACAUCCUAGCGCGGAUAGGACACACUGUGCGCCUGGGUGCCCUCCUGCCUCCCCGUCAGUCGGUCCGGGUGCGGGCGGCUCUCCACCGCGCCCUCAACGGUCUCGCCGAAAGCGGCAACAACUUUCUUCCGUACAACUUGAGCCUGGACGUGGUGGCUCGGGAAGCCCCGAGCGGAGACCCCGAGUCGCUCUUCAGGUGUGUGUGUCAGGAUAUAGUGGUCCAGGGGGUCUCGGCUGUGCUCGCCUUCCCUCAGACUCAGGAGGAAAUAGUACAAAUGGAAUUUAUGUCCUCUUUUUUGGAAAUUCCUUUUAUAAGCAUCAUUGAGCACGGAGAACCCCUCAAAACUCAGAAUCGCUUCCACUUGCAGAUGACAACUCGUAUUCCUCCAUCGAAAUUGGUGGAGCUGCUUCUAGAUGUUCUGCAGCGCAGUGGCUGGGAAGAUAGUAUGGCAGUGCUUUGCCAAGGCUGGGAGGACGCUGGUCUUCUGGAUCUCCUGGAACUCCAAAGCCGCUCUGGCUGGGGACCCUCACACUGGCACCUUCGAUCCGCUCUGAACCUCUCCCACAGCAUACCUCACAUGGCUAAUAUUUCUUACUUCCUCUCUGAGCACUUUAAUCAGGACCAUCCUCCACCUGCCUCUGUCCUGCUUUUUGGGGCUGACCCAGAGUGUGCCUCUUCUGUUCUGCGCAGUGCGCAUGACCUGGGGUUGACAUUGCCCACUGUACAUUGGAUUAUGGGCCAACCUCUAAGUCCAGACGCCCUUCAUUCUAUUGGCCUGCCUUUAGGACUGCUGGCCUAUGGAGAGGUUGACCGCAAACCACUGGACUUCUACAUUCGUGAUGCCCUGCAGUUAGUCAACCGAGCUGUUACUGCAGCAACGGUCGUACGACCCGAUCUAGCCCUCAUCCAAAAUAUGGUAAACUGUUUUGACAAACCCAACAAACACGAGCUACCCUCAUCAGGACAGUACAUUGCCAGGUUCCUCUCUAAUACGUCCUUUGUAGGGAUGACUGGCCCUGUCAGCGUUCAACGCAACCUCUCCCGUGUACACACCUCCCAGAGGGUCCACAUUUGGAGUCUGAGGCGUGAUGCCGUCGGUCAGCCCACGUGGGUGACUGUAGGCAGCUGGGAAGGCGGUAGGUUGGAUGUAGAGGAGCAGGGAUUAUGGCAGGGCUCGUCCCCUCGGCAGCGCACGGAGGGCCAGAUGGGCAGGGAAGAUCGUAGAUGGCGAGCUGGUUUUCCUGUGACGGGGAGUCGUGUGCGUGUGGUCACUCUGGUGGAGCACCCGUUCGUGUUCACUCGAGAGGUAGAUGAGGAUGGGAACUGUCCCGCGGGGCAAUUCUGUCUGGAUGCAGGCACAAACAGCUCGGAAAACCUGGACCACUUGUAUUCCGAGCGGGCUCAAGGCAACAGCAGCUUCUUGCCACCGGAUUACAGCAAGUGUUGCUAUGGAUACUGUAUUGACCUACUGGAGAAGCUGGCAGAAGACAUGAACUUCAAGUUUGACCUGUACAUAGUUGGGGACGGGAAAUAUGGAGCACUCAAGGGUGGGAAGUGGACGGGGUUGGUGGGCGACCUGCUGAGCGGGAUGGCCGAUAUGGCUGUUACCAGCUUCAGCAUCAACUCGGCUCGCAGUAAAGUGAUUGACUUCACCAGUCCAUUUUUUUCCACAAGUUUGGGAAUACUAGUGCGCAGUAAAGACACGGCUGCACCUAUUGGAGCAUUCAUGUGGCCAUUGCACUGGUCCAUGUGGAUGGGCAUCUUUGUGGCACUGCAUAUUACAGCACUCUUCCUCACCCUCUAUGAAUGGAAGAGUCCUUUUGGCAUGACGCCUCAUGGACGUAACCGUGUGAAGGUCUUCUCCUAUUCAUCAGCUCUCAACCUCUGCUACGCCAUCCUCUUUGGCCGAACAGUCUCUAGUAAGACACCCAAGUGUUGGACUGGACGUUUCCUGAUGAACCUGUGGGCCAUAUUUUGCUUGCUGGUUUUGUCCAGUUACACAGCAAAUCUGGCAGCAGUCAUGGUUGGGGAAAAGACCUUUGAAGAGGUCUCUGGAAUACAUGAUGCCAAGCUUCAUCACCCAUCUCAGGGAUUCCGAUUUGGCACUGUUCGGGAAAGCAGUGCAGAGGAUUACAUGAAAAAGAGUUUUCCUGAGAUGCACGAGUAUAUGCGGAAAUUCAAUGAGCCCACCACACCUGAUGGUGUCGCCACACUCAAGACAGAUCCGCCUCAACUUGAUGCUUUUAUCAUGGACAAGGCCCUGCUGGACUACGAGGUGUCCAUUGAUGCCGACUGCAAGUUGCUGACAGUUGGUAAACCCUUUGCUAUUGAAGGUUAUGGUAUCGGACUGCCCCAGAACUCGCCACUCACCUCCAACAUAUCUGAAUUCAUCAGCCGUUACAAGUCUGAUGGCUACAUGGACAUGCUGCAUGACAAGUGGUACAAGGUUGUGCCGUGCGGAAAGAGAGUCUUUGCUGUUACGGAGACGCUGCAGAUGGGCAUUCGUCACUUCUCAGGGUUGUUUGUGUUGCUUUGUGUGGGUGUGACCGGGGCCUUACUCACUCUGGCAGGAGAACAUGCCUUCUAUCGCCUGGUUCUGCCACGUAUCCGCCGCAGACAAAAGUUCAAAUACUGGCUUCACACCAGUCAGAAAAUCCACAGAGCACUGAACAUGACUUAUGAGGAUGUGAAACGGCAGCGGGCAAACGCAGAGAAAAGUUGUAACAUCCAGAAAGCCCAACCACAUCCGCCACCUCCAGCUGCUCCCCUCGGAUCCUUUGCCAGAUGGAACAACGAAAGCACCAAGGUGACACAGGAGCCCAAAGACAACAAGAGGGUCCAUUUCAACCUGGAAACUCUCAACUCGCGCCGGCUCCUUACCCGUGUCGUGUCGGAGGGGGGUCAGGCUAGCUCCGCCUCUGCAUUGAGCUCUGGGGCUGGGAGUUUAUUGGCGAGAGUGUGUGAAAACGGAGGGCCCAUUCAGCAGCCCACCUCCUCAGUGAGAUCCUCGAGCCCUUCCAGAGAUGGCGAGCUGGAAGAACUCCAGGCGAAAAUUGAGGAAAUUCGUGGGCAUUUGAAAGCAGCUCUGGCUCGUAGGGCGGAGCUUCAGACUACACUAGCUAAAGAACGAGUGGCUGCAGCCCCGCUGACCACAGCAGCUCCGCCCACAGUCACAGCCACCAUUUGCCCCGCCCUCACCAAAGAGCCAGCAGAUUUGAAAAGGUGAUGCUCACAAUGUCUGAAAUGAACAUGGUGACAGUGGACAUGAUUUUCUAUCUUUCUCCUCCAAAAAAACCUUUCAUAUACAACAAGACUCUUUUAAAAUCAUCAUGCUAAGGGAACAUUAAUCCUUGAUACCGUUUUGCUAAUGAUAACGCUAACAGGGCCUCAUGUGGCUUAUUUUCUAAAGCAUCACUCUCCAACUGCGGUUAGUGGGCGCUGACUGGUUGGGGAUCUUUUUCGAAUCAUUCAUACGUUUGCAGGUGAAACCUGAAGAACAAAUGUUAUAAAGUUGAAAGCACCAAGCAAGACAAUGCUUUUCUCUCAGAGCUUUAUUUAUUCACAUCCCUAUCCCUCUGCCCAGCUGUGAAUAAGUAUCAUAACAAACCUGUUUGCACCCUAGUCCUCAUCAUGGUAGUACAGAACAUUGACUUGGCUGCUUUGUCAGUUAUUUUAUAGCUUGGUUGUGUCUCAAAUCUCAAAACUGCUAUUGACCUUUUUUUCCUCCAUAAAGUCAUACGGACAUAUGAAUGGCCAGGUUGCCUGUUUGAAUUAAGUUUGGUGUUAAAGAAAUAAAUGUGAUCUUGUCAUAAAUUUGAUAACUUACUUGAAAAAUUCCAGCUCAGAGAGUUACUUGGAUAAUUUAAAAAAGGCUGAUUUUUGUUGUUAUAGUUCCUCAUGAUGAACCACAAAACUUUUGGUGUUUGUACAGGCUCAUGAAACAGGAGAAUGCUGCAUUAUAAAGCGUAUAGUUAUACAUCAGAAACAAUAUUUACUGUUAUAGUUCAGAAACAUAUCCGCUUGAUGCACAGUCAACAUGAUGUUUCUGCUUGCCAAACAUUUACGAUAUCCACCUUCAUCCAACAUUGAUGUUUUUGAUGACCAUGGAUUUCCUACAAAAAAAUAAAUAAAUACUAGGAAUUUACUGUAAGAUUUAACAGAUUUUAAAAAAAAACACAUCUUUUGACAUUUUUCUACAUGAGAUUUUAGCAUUACAUUACAAGUUAUUUGAACAACGAGGAAGGUACUUUCCAUGAAUAGGCUGUACAAUAUUUAUGUAUAUACAAAAAAAGAUACGUCCUCUCACUUUCAACUGCUUUUUUCCAGCAAACAUAAACAGAUUUAACAGCUGAGUCAUAAACUGAACAAAUCUCACAGACAUUUGAUGAACAGAAAUGGAAUAAUGAGUCCCUCAACAAAAGGGGGUCAAUAAGGUUUCUCAUGGUUUGGCACGGCAAGGAUAAGCUGACUUUCCAGUCUCCAUGUAGCACUGUCUGAGGUAUCUUACAUGAUGGACAUUGCAGUUUAUUGCUCAGGCCACAUCUGCAAUCUUAUGCCCCCCUUGCAGCAGGUCUAUGGCAUGUUCACACAAGUGAUCUGAAACCCUGGGCUUCUUUCUUCUGGUGUCAGUAAAAGGAUCUCUUUAGUGUCCUAAGUUAUUCGAACUGUAACCUUACUUGUCUACCGCUUGUAAACUGUCAGGCUGGGAAAGUUUCCAAUAGAUUUUUGGAGUGUUUCUGUGGGAAUUUUUGCCCAUUCAUCCAGUAGAGCAUUUGUGAGGCCAG
Messenger RNA from Megalobrama amblycephala (Wuchang bream), 5014 nucleotides. It is a transcript of the gene grin3bb, whose product is annotated as glutamate receptor, ionotropic, N-methyl-D-aspartate 3Bb. The record is from RefSeq and is a predicted model, not a curated record. Lineage: Eukaryota; Metazoa; Chordata; Actinopteri; Cypriniformes; Xenocyprididae. The transcript is spliced from 9 exons. Gene Ontology annotation, molecular function: transmitter-gated monoatomic ion channel activity involved in regulation of postsynaptic membrane potential; NMDA glutamate receptor activity. Gene Ontology annotation, cellular component: postsynaptic membrane; plasma membrane. Bases 121 to 3456 code for a protein of 1111 amino acids. Gene Ontology annotation, biological process: monoatomic ion transport; modulation of chemical synaptic transmission; synaptic transmission, glutamatergic.